Eutrema salsugineum is the source of this 2026-nucleotide messenger RNA. RefSeq names its product exocyst complex component EXO70A1. The transcript has a single exon. Gene Ontology annotation, cellular component: exocyst. The record is from RefSeq and is a predicted model, not a curated record. Gene Ontology annotation, molecular function: phosphatidylinositol-4,5-bisphosphate binding. Gene Ontology annotation, biological process: exocytosis. NCBI's taxonomy places the organism in Eukaryota, Viridiplantae, Streptophyta, Magnoliopsida, Brassicales, Brassicaceae. The coding region runs from base 1 to 1932 and encodes 643 amino acids.
AUGGCUGAAGCAAAACGACUUGAGAGACUUAAAGCAAUGAGAAGCUUAUUGAAGAGUGAGAUGGAGAAAUCAGAAACCUUUUCAUUGGUUCUACACAAGGCAGGAUCCAAACUUGAAGAGAUCAACCACAAGCUGGUGUCUUUAGAAGCUGAUGUUAAGGUAGAGAGAUGGAGAUCUUCUCCUUUCUCUGAUCAUAUCCGUCACACCAUUGCCCCGAUAUCCGGUGUUCUGAGAGUCUUUGCUACGGUUCAAGAACUCGAGAGAUCUCUCUUCUCCUCUAAUGAAGUCCUCGGUUAUGUUUCAGAUGUUAAACGUCUUGGAGAAGCCGUGAGUUUUCUCUCUAGUAGCUGUGUUCUUGCUCUUCAUUGGCUUGAAGAUACGAUCGACUUCCUAACCGAAAAUGGAAUGCCUGAAGACCAUCCUUGCGGUUUGCGGUUCAAGACUUGGAUAGAACAUGUGCAGGAAUUGCAAAUGACCGAGGCUCGUGCUUAUCUCAGAGGGGGGAGUCUUUUCACAGCGCUGGAGUAUCUCGAAACAGAAUUCAAGCGGAUUCUCAAAGCGGGUUUUUCAGAAGCUAACUUGAGAAAGUUGCAGGCUAUCAUCAAGAGAUUAGAUGCUCAUUCGCGGUUAACAAACUGUGUGCCUGUUUACAUCAAAGCCCGCACAAAGGUUAUUCAGAAACGGUUGGAGAUUGACUAUCUCGAGAGAACAAUCACAGAAGCUGAUAGUGUGCAGGAUAUUGAAGGGGAUAUAGAUCAAUGGAAAUUGGAUAUGGAGAUUGCUGUGAAAGAUAUUUACCACUUUGAGAGUAAGCUCUGCGAUCAAGUGUUUGAAGAUGUUGGAAAAGAUGUCCCAUUGCGUUGCUUUGGAGAAAUAGCUUCAAACUCAGGAAUCUUUCCACUACUCAGGUUUGGAACAAGAAUCAGCAAAUGCAAGAAAGAUCCACCAAAGCUGCUAAAGCUCUUAGAUUGUUUCUCUACAAUGGACACCAUUCGAAUUGAGUUUAACCAGCUGUUUAGAGCGGAGCAAUGCUCAGAGAUACGCAGAGCAACACGGGAGCUAAUUAGCAAUCUCGUUAACGGUGUCUGCGAGAUCUUCUGGGAGUUACCUUUUCAAGUGGAGCUACAAAGACCAAACUGCCCACCUCUUGACGGUGGUGUCCCCAAGCUUGUGAGUGUUGUGACUGAGUACUGCAACAAGCUACUCGAGAACAACAACAAGCCUAUCUUGUCGAAGAUUCUCGAGAUUGAUUUAGGAUGGAAAAACAAAAAGUACCAAGAAGAGCUUCUCACAGGUCACAUGUACAGCAUACUGAGAGAGAUUGCUUUAAAUUUGGAUGCGUGGUCGAGCUCGGACAAAGGAACCACUCUUUCUUGCAUCUUUAUGAUGAACAAUCACUGCCAUUUCUGCGGUUUGAGAGAGACUCAUAUCGGAAAAAUGAUGGGGGAGUCUUGGUUGAGCGCGCACGAGCAGUAUAGAGACUAUUAUGCUGCGCUAUACGUCAAAGAAAGCUUGGGGAAGCUCUUAUCCCUACUCAACUACAAAGCUCAAAGAAAACGAUCCGGUGAGUCCAUUAAGCGAACAUUGCAAGCCUUUGCUAAGGGGUUCGACGAAAUCUACACAAAGCAAUCAGAUUGGGUUAUUGAGGAUGAAAAGUUGAGAUGGAAGAUACGUCAGGCCAUGGUAAGAACAGUUGUGCCAAGAUACAAGAGUUACCUACAAAGUUACAUAAUGCUCCUAGUCGAAGAGGGUCCUGCGGGUUCUGGUAAGCAUUUGAACUAUACUCCAAAGGGAUUAGAGAUGAAGCUGAAGACAAUGUUUCAGAGCAAAGAAGAAACAGAGAAGAGAUACUACAAGUAUUCACAUUUUGUGAACAAAGUGAUGGAUUUGGGAACUACUCCGAAUUCGCACUUGAUGUUAGAAGCUAUAUAAUUACUACUUAGAAAGAGAAACUAGACUCAUUUUCGCUCGGUAAAACAGAUUAGCUUUUACUCUUUACUUACGACAGUGUGUAGUGUAUAUGUAU